GCUCUUGUGCUGCCAUGCGCCCACGUGUCGCCUCCUGCCAGCACGGGUGCCACGUGCCAUGUACGGCCGUGCCAGCUCCGCGGCUCUCGGGGCCGCACGUGUCGCCUCGAGAGCGGCAAGCCGUUUAAGUACGUCGACCCAUAUCGUUCUACGGUGGUUCUCGCACACUUGCCCACACUUCUUCAGAGUAGUAUCAUCUCCGAUUGAGAUCCUCCCAAACUUGGCUUGUACUCGACUAGAGCUUAGACCAGCGAAGAUCGAUGUCGUCAGUGAGCCUCGUGAGAGCGUCGCUUCCAUGGCGCCGCGGCAUCGGCAUCGGCACCGGCAAGGCCGUGGCGCGUAGUCUGCGCUCUGUCCCGCUGCUGCACAGGCCAGCGUGCUCCGUGGCCGUGGGCGGCGUCCGCUGCAACGCGACGACGCCGCCGGGGUUCCCGGGCCCGUCGCCGGAUGAGAUGCCGGGCAACGCGCGGCCGCCAGAGGAGAUGCCGGGCGCGGCGCGGCCGCCGGAGGAGAUGCCGAGCAUCGACACGCCGCCGGAGUUCGAGCCGCUGCCGCCGGGAAUCGACGACGUGCCGAUGCCCGGGCCUGGGCCUGGGCCGGAGAUGCCCGGCCCGUCGGUGCCGUCGCCGCCGACGCCGGAGAUCCCGAGCGUGCCGCCGCGGAACCCUGAGGCCCCGUCCCCGCCGCUGCCGCCGGAGCUGGACCCGCCGCGGGCGCCGCCCGAGGUCGUGCCGCCCAAGCCGUCGGACGUCCCGCCGCCCUUCGUGUAGAACGCGUAGCAGCAGGAGCAUAUGUCAUGUGUGCGCGACGUACGCAACGCAUCGUCGGCCUCUCGAUGGCCAGAGAAGAACUAGUGCUGUAAAAUAUUCCUCGUUUAGCUUCGAAUAAAAGACACGCCUGCAGCAGGCGUCUUGUUCCGA
Messenger RNA from Brachypodium distachyon (stiff brome), 920 nucleotides. Its product is annotated as basic proline-rich protein. The transcript has a single exon. NCBI's taxonomy places the organism in Eukaryota, Viridiplantae, Streptophyta, Magnoliopsida, Poales, Poaceae. The record is from RefSeq and is a predicted model, not a curated record. Bases 261 to 770 code for a protein of 169 amino acids.